CUCUCACACAGAGAAGAGGCCAGGUGAGGACACAGAGAAGGUGACCAUCUCCUGACAGAGACUUCAGGAGAGAGCAAACCUGCUGACACCUUGAUCUUGGGCUUCUAGCCUCCAGAACCGUGAGAGGUUCUGUUGUUUAAGCCUCUUAGUCUGGCAUUUUGUCACGGCAGCCCUGGCAGACUAGCGCAUCAGGUUUCUUUUCUUCUUGUGGUGAAGGCUUUUGGUGUCCUAGGAAACAUUUGCCUGACUCAAGGUCACGAAGAUCCUCUUCUGUGCUUUCUUCUAGGAGUUUUAUAACUUCAGCAUUCACAUUUCAGUUCUCUUUUAUUUUUAAAACUUUCUCUCUUUUCACUUUCUGAAAAGUGAAAGGCAUUAUCUGCUGCAUUAAUUUGCUCAUAUUUCUUCUAAUUUAUUCUUCAUUUAUGAAAUAUUGUUUUUUAUCUGACUCCUGUGUUCUGUUAUCUUCUUUCUGAGUUUUUCUCAUUCUGUUUUGUGCUGUUCUUCCAUGUCUUGUAUCAUUUUAAAAUGUCUUUUAUAGCCCAUUUUGAAGUAGUAGUUUACAGUUUUGAUCUGUUCCUGGAUAUGUUUUUAGUGUGCAUUUUCUGACUCAUUCAGUUGAUUGCUUAGCUUAUUAAUUUCUAUCCUUUCUUGUUUUCUAAGUAUUUAAAACUAUGUUUCCCUCUAAGUAUUUGCUUAGCUGCAUCUCAUAAAUUUUUAUUUUUAUUAUUUUUGUGAUCAUUCAGUUUUAGAGAUUUACUAACUUCCAUCAUAAUUUCUUUCUUUGAUCCAUGAGUCUUUUCUUUUCUUUUUUUUUUUUUUUUUUUUUUUUGUCUGUGUUGGGUCUUCACUGCUGCAUGCAGGCUUUUUCUAGUUGUGGCGAGCAGAGUCUACUCUUAGUUGCAGUGUGCAGGCUUCUCAGUGCAGUGGCUUCUCUUGUUAUGGAGCACAGGCUCUAGGUGAGUGGGCUUCAGUAGUUGCGGCACACGGGCCCUAGAGAGCACGGGCUUCAGUAGUUGUGGCUCUCAGGCUCUAGAAUGCAGUCUUGGUAGUUGUGGCACACGGGCUUAGUUGCUCUUUGGCACGUGGCAUCUUCCUGGACCGGGGAUCAAACCCAUGUCCCCUGCAUUGGAAGGUGGAUUCUUAACCACUGUGCUACCAGGGAGUCAUUUUAUUUUAUUUUAUUUUAUUUUAUAUUUUAUUUUAUUUUCCAAUGUGUGAUUUUUGUCUCCUGUCUUUUUUUUUUUUUUUUUUUGAAGUAUAGUUGAUUUACUAUACUAAAUCAUGUGUUAGUUUCAGGUGUACAGCACAGUGGUUCAGUUAUACGUAUACACAUUCUUUUUCAGGUUCUUUUCCAUUAUAAGUUAUUACAAGAUAUAGAAUAUAGUUCCCUGUGCCAUAUAGUAGGUCCUUACUGUUUAUCUAUUUUAUAUAUGGUAGUGUGUAUAUACUAAUCCCAAACUUCUAAUUUGUCCCUCCCCAGUCCCCUUUCCCCUUUGGUAACCAUAAAUUUGUUUUCUGUGUCUGUGAGUCUAUUUCUGUUCUAUAAAUAAGUUUGUUUGCAUCAUUUUUUAAGAUUCCACAUGUAAGCGAUAUCGUUUGAUAUUUGUCUGUCUGUCUGACAAUUCACUUGGUAUGAUAAUCUCACCCUUGUUCCUGCAGAUGGCAUUAUUUCAUUCUUUUUUUAUGGCUGAGUAGUAUUCCAAUAUAUAUAUAUAUAUAUAUGCCACAUCUUCUUUAUCCAUUCAUAUGUUGAUGGACACUUCCAUGUCUUGACUAUUGUAAAUAGUACUGCUAUGAACAUUGGAGUGCAUGUGUCUUUUCAAAUUAGAGUUUUGGUCUUUUUCAGAUAUAUGCCCAGGAGUGGGAUUACUGGAUCAUAUGGUCACUUUUUUUUAGUUUUUUUAAGGAACCUCCAUAUUGUUCUCCAUAGUGGCUGCACCAAUUUACAUCCCCAUCAACAGUGCAGGAGGGUUCCCUUUGCUCUACACCCUCUCCAGCAUUUAUUGUUUGUAGAUUUUUUGAUGAUGGCCAUUCUGACCGAUGUGAGGUGACACCUCACUGUAGUUUUGAUUAGCAUCUCUCUAAUAAUUAGCGAUGUUGAGCAUCUCUUCAAAUGCCUGUUGGCCAUCUGUAUAUCUUCUUUGGAGAAAUGUCUAUGUUGGCCUUCUGCCCAUUUUUAAUUGGGUCAUUUGUUUUUUUGAUAUUGAGCUGUAUGAGCUAUUUGUAUAUUUUGGAAGUUAAUCCCUUGUCGGUCACAUCGUUUGCAAAUAUUUGAUCCAUGCGUCAUUUUAAAACAUUUUAAAAUGUUGACUCUUUAGUUCUCCUUUUGUUCAUGAUUUUUAAUUGGAUUAUUUGCAGUCAGAGGAAAUAGUUUGAGAGAUACCUAUUCUUCGAAAUUUCUUGAGAGUUGCUUUAAUUUUGUUAAUAGUUUGGAUAACAUUUUGUUUAUGGUUCAUGUGUGGCUCAAGCAGUCUCUUGCUUGUUCUGUAUAUAUUCAUUAGACCAGCUUUGAUCCUUAUGUCGCUCAUGUUUUUAGCAUAUAUACUAAUUAUUUUUCUCUAUUCAGUUGUUGGUUACUGAGUGAGAUGUAUUAAAAAUUUCUCAUUAUAAUUUGGAUUUUCUUUUCCUUUCUGUAGUUUUGUCUAUUUCUGCUGAAUAUAGUUGGGAGCUAUUUAAUAGGCACACGUAAGUUAGCACUUUAUAUCUUCCUGAUAAGUGGAAACAUUCAGUAUUGUGUAGUGAUUCUUUUCAUCUUUACUAAUGCUUUGGACUUUGAAGUUUCUGUUUUGUUUCAUAUUAACAUACCUAUAUCAGUUCCUUUUUCCCUUGAGGUUUACAUUGUAUAACUUCACCAAGAAAGAAAACAGGGGAAUUCUUCCCCCAAAUCUGUUCCCUUUGCCUACCCACAUCUCAGCCUUUUCUAUUCACUUGUUGCUCAGUUUCCAAACUCAGGAAUAGUCCUCAAUUCUGCUUUUCCUCACGUUCCACAUCCAAUCCAUGUGCAAGACUCACCAACUUUACCUCCAAAAUGCAUCCUACAUCCAGCCUCUUGCCAUCUCCACCACCAUCCUCUCUUGGACUACUGCUGCUCCUCCUAGCUGGUUUUAUAAGAGUGAUAGUUUAAAAACAUAAAUUAGAUCACCUCAGUUCCCCUGUUCACAACCUUGCAGUGGCUUCCUAUGACACUUGGAAUAAAAUCCAAACUCCUUACCAAGAUGGUGAGACCCUACCUCCCCUGCCACUCCCCUCCACCCUCAUCUCCAGUCUGUCCACCCACUCCCUCACUUGUCCACUGGGCUUUGGCCAUCCUGGCCUUUUUUUUUCUGAACAGAUCAAGCCCCUACCCAUCACAACGUCUUUGCUUUUGGAAUUCCGUCCCCCAGGCCUUCUCCUGGCUCCUUUCUCAGCAUCCCAGGCUCGACUUCAGCACUGUCUUCCUGGCCUUUCCCAAGCCACCUUUGGAGAGCAGUCACCCCACACUACCCUAUUAUCACUGCACUUACCAGCUUCUGGAUUUCUCUUGUUGAUAUGAUAAUGGUCUCCCAUCCCCUCCCUCCAGAGUAUAAGUUCCCGAGGGCAGGACCUCGUUUGUCAUGAAUUGCUGAUUGCCCAAGAAUAAUGCCCAGCAAGCAGGUGCCUCCUUUGGACCUCAGUGUUCUCAGGAGGUUGGAGUCAUGGAUCUAUGUGUUCCCCUCUGACACCCACACAGCACCCAGCAUGGUGCCUGGCACAAAGUAGGGGAUCCACAAUGCCUGAAUGAAAAAACACGUGGAAAAUGGUUACUAGCACAACGGCCCUGUAGGGGAGACAUGACAGAUGAGGAGACUGAGGCUUAGGGGCAGUGGCCUGCGUUAAGGUCCCAGAGCUAGUGAGGGGCAGAGCCCAGGUUCCUAUGCCCAUCUGUCAUUCCAGAGCCCGAGCUCCUAACUGGACUGUUCUCCUUCUGUCUCAGCCGAUGGCUGGCUGGCUGGACAGAUGCAUGGAUGGAUGGAUGAUCAGCUCUGCAACCCCCAGACGGUGGCGGAGAGUGAAAAAGUGUGCAGGAACCAAAGAGCUAGUGUGUUCUCUGAUGUGCCUGGAGAAACAAGACCUUUGCAACAAGUUCAAGGGGCGCGUGCAAGCAGUUUCUCCCAGUGCCAGGUCCCCCUGGGUGGAGUCCAAGUCCAUGGAUUACUUUUUUGAAGUGGAGCCGGCCCCACCUGUCCUAGUAUUCAACCGGACAGAGGAGAUCCUGAGCAUCAGUGCCACGUACCAGCUGCCCCACUGCAUGCCCCAACCAAAUCUGAACUAUGAGGUGGAUUUCUGGAAGGAGGGGACCAGGAACAAGACCCGAUUUCCAGCCACUCCGCAUGGUCAGCCAGUCCAGAUUCCUCUCCAGCCAGACACCAGAGGACACCACUGCCUCAGCGCCAGAACCAUCUACACCUUUGGCUACCCUAAAUAUAGCAAGUUCUCCGAGCCCACCUGCUUCUUCCUGGAGGCCCCAGGAUUCAACUGGGCACUCCUGGUGUUGCUACCCCUUCUGCUGCCACUGCUGUUGGUCAUUGCCAUAGGACAUGUGAUCUGGAAGAGCUUCAGGGAGAACCCCGGGUUUCAGCUGACAAAAAUGCCACAGGCCCUGGACUUCUCUGGACACAGACACCCUAGGGCAACCUUUGAGCCCCGUGGUCCAGAGUGCCUGCAUGACUUGAUGCUCUGUCCCCAAAAGGAACUGACCAGAAGGGUCAGGCUGACCCCUAGAGUCAGGGUCCCAGCCACCGUCCAGGCAGGAUCAGAGAAGCACAGUGCUGAGGAGGAGAAGGACGGCGAGGAGAACAUAGAUGUGGACACGGACGACGGUGUCAGCUUCCAGCCCUACAUUGAACCACCCCCCUUCCUGGGGCAGGAGCACCAGAGCCCAGGGCACGCUGAGGCAGGAGGGCCUUGGACUCCUCUGGUCCAGGUCGAAGGCUCCUCUGCUUUCGAUUCUUCAGACAGAAGCUGGGCCAGCACAACGGGCUCCUCCCCCUGGGACGAGGCUGGAUCAUCUGGCUAUUUGGUCAAGAAGGGGCCAGGCCGAGGACCAGGCAGGGAGGAGAUCCAGAAGCCUCUCCCACCACCUGAAUUCUCCGAGGACUCAAGUUCCCUGGAAGAGCCCCCAAAAGACGACCUGUCCUCCUGGGUCAGCUGGGGCUUAUCAUCACCAGGGCUGAAUCUGGUCCCCGGGGAGCCCCCAGUUUCUCUUCGGACACUGACCUUCUGCUGGGACAGCAGCCCCGAGGAAGAGGAGGAGGAGGAGGAGGAGGAAGAGGACGGUAGGAGGGAAUCAGAAAGUGAGGACAGUGGUGCCGGCAGCUGGGGGGCUAAGAGCCUCCCGAGGACCGAGGUCAGAGGAAGGACACUGCGGCAUUACUUGGCCAGGUGAGCUAUCCCUCCGAGUCUGGUGCCGCCGAGCUUUCCGGGGACCCCUGAUGCCUCGAAGACUUGAGAUCCUGGGAACAUCAUUGCCGGAGUGGCCAAGGGUUCUUACAGCACCCGGGGAACCCCAGCUGGAGGCUGUCCACCAGGUUGAGCAGUCAGGAGCCACGUCGUCCUGUCACCUGCCAGCUUUGGGCCGAGUGCCAAGAGAGGCGGAGACAAGGAUGGGCAGAGGUCAGAGGUUGGCUGGGUGUCAGAUCACCCCACUCUCCCUGGGGUGACAGGUCAGCUGGAAAAAUCAUCCUUGGACAACAUGAAACAGGAGAGGUCAGGUCACAGGGGACACUGAAGGCUGACAGCACAAGGGCCUGUCUGGAUUUGGGAAGGGAGGAAAUCUGGAGGCACACCUGGUGUAGCAGAGACUCACCUGGUGUAGCAGAGACUCACUCGUUUCUCCAGCACCCGCUGGGCUCCCUCCUCCCUGAGGCUCAGUGUCCUGAUUUAUGAAUCCCCUACUGCAGGCCCCAGUGAAGAACAAUCCAGUUGGCUGAGGCUGUUGGAGAGGAAGGGGAAGGACAUCGUCAUUCAGAUCCCAGUCUCUGAGUCACCGUUUCCGAUAUCAGAGAGAACUGGGUCCAAAUUCCACUUACCAGUUGUGUGGCCUUAGGGGAGACACCUUCCUUCUCUAUACUCGAGGCUCCUCUCUGCAGCUACCACCUGGGGCAUGGUAAGGGUUCCAGCAGAGACGUGUGGUGCCUGCCACACCGUUGGCUCUCACCUCGUGGUGGCUGGUGGGAUUCUCCAUCCACCCAGGCUCUGAGGGGACCACUGGGCAUCUCCCACCUGUGAUCCUAAACCCAGAGCGACUGGAGUUCUCACCUCUAGUCUCCCCCCUGCCCUCACUGCCCCCCACCUCCUAAUCAGGAAACUGGGUUCUCAGAAGCCAGAGUCCAGCCAAGAGGGACCCUGGUCCCUCUCCCUCGUCCGAGCAAAGAAAGAACCAAGUGGUCCACCUUCUAGGGGGUCUGGUUAAUUGGUGGUGGAGUAGCAACCCAGCGGGGAAUUGGACCCCUGGGCCUGUGAUCCCUGUCUUAGCACAUCAGACCCUUUAGUUGACCAUUGUGGUUGUAAAGAUGUCCCAUUUCCCCUUCCAGUGUUGAGAAACUACUGUCUUCUAGAAACAGGUGCCUAUCCUUACCUGGGGGUAGUGAUGGAUGUUCUCAAACAACCGCUUUGUUAACCUACACCCGCUGGUAUCUGGGUGAGCAGAGCUGAGUCUUCACCCGUUAGACCAAGCUUUUUGUCGAUUUUGUGGCCCUGCAAGGACCACAGGGAUUGGAACAAUCCCUGGCUGCCAGGGAUUCGUUUUUCCAUUUGUGUGAAAAGCAUCUUUGUAAGCAUUUUAUCCACAGGGCUGUGUUGUUUUGAAGCCAACACAAGGGUAUAGCACUAAGUGAAAGAUCUGGAAAAGCUUCUCAAGGGCAUCUGGUCCCGGGGUUCUCAAACGGUUCCCAAAAGGCCUCAGGCUUCACAGGAGGAGACUCCAUCUCAGGGGGAGCCGUGGGCUGUAGGAUCCCCCCAGUUCAACCAGAGAAGCCUCCGUGGGCCCUGAUUUGCUCCAGCGGCCCUCCACGUGAGAUUGUGCUUAGGAGUUUCCCCUGCUAAAGAAAAAAUUAGCAACCCCCUUUUUAAGUUGAACACCUGUCUUUUGUUUCAAACAGGGAAGCUGAAAUGUUGACUACUGUGUACGUCCCUGAGGGGGAGGCCAUCAGCCUCGGGGCAGCUGGGCCAACCCCUGUCCCCUUGGCCGUGUAAACAGUGCCGAGAUCGCGGCAAGGGUUUCCCAGGGGCACGAGGCUGGCAGGGGGCCUUCGCCACUGCGGGGACUCACCACAUACCUGCACACGCGCAGCCACACACGUGCAUUUCUGCAGGGGUUUCCCUGCAGUAAGGCUUGUCUGCAUCCAUCAUUGAGCACAGAGGAGGAAGAACAAACUGCAACCAUGGAGCUGGGGAAGGCUGUGACUCAGAGCCAGUUCCCAGGAAAAUACCCAGACCAUGCCCACUGUCCUUUCUGGAACCAGUCGAGCCGCCGUGGAGGUUAAUUCCAAAUAACUAAAAGCUAUCAUCACUGUUAUCUUAGGCUUAUGUGAAGGAGCCACUUUAUCUCUAUUCUGAAACCUGGUGUGUUUUUUAAACAUUUGUUUUUUCAGAGUUUAAUUUCUGACGGAGGCUGAGCUUUCUAUUAAUUCUAAACUCCGGCUCCGUUAUGGCCAUUAAGUCAUAACAAAAAGCUGUGGACGGCAUCAGGAAAGAGCAUGCUAAUCAAUAUUAUCCUUUGUCAGGUGUGCUCAGCACUGAACUCUUUACAAAGCCCUUUCAUGAACCUAGGGGCCAGGACCUGCACAGCACAAGCUCCAGGGCCACGCAUGAGGGACCUCAGGGGCAGAGCAGGUGAUGCCCUAGGUGAAAGCAGCAUUCCCCUUCUUUAGGGUGCUGAGAAGAGUAUCUAUUGUUCUUAGAUAUUUGUAUUUAUUUCUAAUAUUAUGUUUAUGUCAUAUAUAAAUAAUUUCCUAAUGCUUGUUGGGUUCUACCUGAAACUGUUUUAAAUAAAGAGCUCUAUUUUUAGAAAAAAAGGUAAGAUCGAAUGGAAAAGUGCAUGCUCUUAUUUCUCAAAGGCUCCUCACCACUCUUCUUGCUGUUAAGACUACAGGGUCGGGACUUCCCUGGUGGUCCAGUGGUAAAGAAUCCAUCCUGCAAUGCAGGGGCCACAGGUUCAAUCCCUGGUCAGGAAACUAAGAUCCCACAUGCCACAGGGCAACUAAGCCGGUGCGCCACAACUAGAGAGCCCAUGUGCAGCAAGACUACAGAGCCCACGCACCCUGGAGCCCGAGUGCCACAACUGGAGAGAGAAAACCCGCAUGCCACAACUAGAGAGAAGCCCACAAGCCACAACAAAGAGUCCGCACGCCACAACGAGACAUCCCACGUGCCUCAGCGAAGAUCCUGCAUGCCACAACUAAGAUCCGGAGCAGCCAAAAAUAAAAAAUAAAAAAAGACUACAGGAUCUUGGGUUGGGUCCCCAGCAGCAGACCUAGAGACGAGGGCUGGGGGGUAUAAAGCCAUGCAGCGAUUCCAGAAAGCAUCAAUAGGAGAGCGAGAAGAGAGGGAGGGGAGGCAGCCAGUCCAGGUGCAUAAUCAAAUAAGUCAUGGCUCUGGGCAACUGGGGCUCAGUCCUCCUAGAGAGCUUUGGGAGCCCAGUGUUGGGCCCUCCAGAUUCGCUCCCCUGCCAGGGACAGGAGCUGGGAAGUUUAUCCACCAGCUCCCAUCAGUCCUGUGUAGAGGGCCACUUCCUCCCAGGGAGCUGCAGGUACUUGCAGUUGGAACGCAUCAAGCUGAGUGCACUAGAAGGGUGCUACAGUGAGGCCAGGGCUGUGCCUACCACCCUGGCAGCUCACCCUAUUGCAACAAUGGUCCAUGGAAGGAUACAGAAUAUCCUAUGUGGCC
Hippopotamus amphibius kiboko is the source of this 8904-nucleotide messenger RNA. RefSeq names its product interferon lambda receptor 1 (gene IFNLR1). The coding region runs from base 3893 to 5404 and encodes 503 amino acids. The transcript is spliced from 6 exons. Lineage: Eukaryota; Metazoa; Chordata; Mammalia; Artiodactyla; Hippopotamidae. The record is from RefSeq and is a predicted model, not a curated record. Gene Ontology annotation, molecular function: protein binding.